UAUCCCCUCUGCUUCCUUCCCAAAGAAAUAUGCAACCCACCUCAUUUCAGUAAGAACCCCAUUUGUCUCUGAUUCAAUCUUCCCACUCUGCAGGUUUUUUUUGUUCUCUGAUCUUGGAGACUGCAUUCUAAUGGCAAAGGCUAGCAGCAAUGGUGUGUUUGAACUUAGUGUUAAGCAAGAGGAACCAACCUUGGUUCCUCCGGCAGAGGACACAGAGAAGGGUCUCUACUUCCUCUCCAACCUCGACCAGAACAUUGCAGUGAUUGUUCGAACUAUUUACUGCUUUAAAUCUGAUGCCAAAGGCAAUGAGAGAGCUGCAGAAAUCAUCAAGGAUGCCUUAUCAAAGGUUCUUGUUCACUACUACCCCCUUGCUGGGAGGCUAACGAUCAGCUCAGAGGGUAAACUGAUUGUGGAUUGUACCGGGGAAGGUGCUGUUUUCGUCGAGGCUGAAGCUAAUUGUGCUGUAGAAGAGAUCGGCGACAUAACAAAACCCGACCCCGUGACUCUUGGGAAGCUUGUUUAUGAUAUUCCUGGUGCUAGGAACAUACUGGAGACACCUCCUCUUGUUGCUCAGGUGACUAAGUUCAAGUGUGGAGGAUUUGUUCUUGGGCUAUGUAUGAAUCACUGUAUAUUUGAUGGGCUUGGUGCCAUGGAAUUUGUGAACUCAUGGGGGGAAACUGCCAGAGGCUUGCCCCUGAAGGUGCCUCCAUUCCUGGACAGGAGCAUACUCAGAGCUAGAAACCCACCCAAGAUAGAGUUCCCCCAUCAUGAAUUCGCUGAGAUUGAGGAUGUAUCAAACACCAUGAAGCUUUAUGAGGAGGAAAUGCUCUACAGAUCCUUCUGUUUCGACCCUGAAAAGCUUGAUCAACUCAAGAUUAUAGCCAUGGAAGACGGGGUUCUCCCCAAGUGCACUACAUUUGAAGCCCUCUCCGCCUUUGUCUGGAGGGCUCGCAGCAAGGCCUUGGGCAUGAAGCCCGAUCAACAGACGAAGCUCCUCUUUGCUGUCGACGGACGGUCCAGAUUCCAGCCACCAAUACCGACAGGCUACUGUGGGAAUGGGAUUGUGUUGACAAAUUCUCUCUGCAGCGCAGGUGAGCUGCUGGAGAACCCACUUUCAUUUGCAGUAGGGCUGGUUCAGGAGGCAGUUAAGAUGGUGACAGACAGCUUCAUGAGGUCAGCCGUAGACUAUUUCGAGAUCACAAGAGCCAGGCCUUCUCUUGCUGCGACACUCCUCGUUACUACUUGGUCUAGGCUGUCUUUCCAUACCACAGACUUCGGAUGGGGGGAGCCCAUUUUGUCAGGGCCGGUGGCCUUGCCGGAGAAGGAAGUGAUUCUGUUCUUAUCUCAUGGAAAAGAAAGGAAAAGCAUAAAUGUGCUUCUGGGUUUGCCAGCUUCAGCUAUGAAGGUGUUUGAAGAACUGAUGCAGUUCUAGAAACCAGUGGUCUGGUGCUGGUUUUCAUGGAGGUUCUUUCUGGUUUUUUUAUUCUUCAAACAACUGAAACCCUGAUGGACUACAUGCCCGCCAAAUCCUAAUGAAUAUAAAUCAAUUCAAAAGGAGAGGAUGGUGACUCUGAAUCAAAGGCUGUAGAAGUGCAAUUGUGUCCCCUGUUUCUUCUCUGUGCUCAUUUUCUUUGAAUUUAUGUGGAGGUUCCAGUGUCUGUCCUAUCAAAUUUUUUUUCUCUUUGAUGUUGUUUAUUAUUCAAUUGAGAAGUUUGUUCUGUAUUUGCUGAUAAUAAUAUCAUGUGAUUUCAGAGUUUAAAUGUAUCCUAUUAUUUUGAUUGGGAAUUGGAAUUCA
This is a messenger RNA of Vitis riparia (riverbank grape), 1795 nucleotides long. RefSeq names its product omega-hydroxypalmitate O-feruloyl transferase-like. NCBI's taxonomy places the organism in Eukaryota, Viridiplantae, Streptophyta, Magnoliopsida, Vitales, Vitaceae. The transcript is spliced from 3 exons. Bases 131 to 1432 code for a protein of 433 amino acids. The record is from RefSeq and is a predicted model, not a curated record. Gene Ontology annotation, molecular function: acyltransferase activity, transferring groups other than amino-acyl groups.